CCAGGCAGCGACAGCCAAUAGAUAACUGCCUAGUGUCUCCUCUCUCUCGACGAGGGUUUCCCCGGACGUCGGCCGGCUCACUGCAGUGUGAACGAUGCUGGCUUUUGUCGUGUCUGCAGUGCCCUUUAUCUGCUUGCUCGCCGCUCCCACCUCCGGCCAGAGAGCGGAGGGGCCGAGUCGCAGGUUCGAAUACAAACACAGCUUCAAAGGACCUAACUUAGUCUUAAAGGACGGCUCCAUUCCCUUCUGGACCCACCAAGGCAAUGCCCUCCCAAGAUCUGACCAAGUCCGGAUUGUGCCUUCGAUAAGAAGUCAAAGCGGUUCGGUUUGGACCAAGAACCGUGUCGCCUUUGUCAACUGGGAAAUUGAAGUUGCUUUCCGGAUCACAGGCAGAAACCGGAUUGGCGCUGACGGGCUGGCCGUGUGGUACAGCAAGGAGAAGGGGCCGGCGGGAUCGGUGUACGGAGCAGCCGACCAGUGGGACGGCGUUGGUGUCUUCUUCGAUACUUUCGACAACGACGGCGGUAAAAACAACCCAAUUGUGCUUGUGGUGGGAAAUGAUGGACAGAUGGCCUAUGAUCACAUGACAGACGGUGCUGGCCAGGCUCAGGGGUGGUGUCUGCGCGAUUAUCGCAACAGCUAUCAGGCCGUGCGCGUGCGGAUACGGUACUACCAGAAGACACUGCAGGUUUACAUAAAUCUGGGCAGGGCUGAUGUCGAUGAGAACUACGAGUUGUGUACUGAAGUCACGGACAUGAACCUACCAGUCGACGGGCACUUUGGAGUGUCCUCAGCCACAGGCGCAGUUGCUGAUGACCACGAUGUCCUGUCAUUCAUCACCUUCAGCUUGACCGAUCCGGGAACGCUGGACACCUCGAUCCAAGGCCAGAAGGCGCAAGGGGAGGAUGAGUACCAGAAGGAAUAUGAACGUUUUGAGAAAGACUUGGAGAAGCGGAAGUACGAAUUUCAGAAGCAACACCCUGAGCUGUCCACUCCAGAUGAAGAUGCGUUUGAGACGGAGAGCCAGCGGGAGUUGCAGAUGGUACUCAGCGGGCAAUCCAUCGUUCGGGAAGAGCUGAGGAAGCUCCGAGAAAAGUUGGCGGAUGCAUUUGAAGAGCACAAACGCCAUUCGGAGAACUUCAGCAAGUUGAGCAGGGACCAACAAACCAGCACCACGAUGAGAGAAGUGGAACAUCAGGAUGCUGACUCUGAAAGAUUGGCAAUCGUGCUCAAUGGGCAGAAGAUGGCGGCGGAACAAAUGCAAGACAUUGGGAUGAACAUAGACAACAUUGCAUCAAAAAUGAAGCUGAACCAACAGUCCUUGAAGACCAUGGUUUCAGCGAUGGACCACUUUGGGGAGAUUAAGGAGCAUGUCCACAUUGUCAAGAAGGAUGUCGACAUUCUUCUGAAUGCCAAGGUUCAACAUCUCAGCUGCCCAAAGGCACUUCCUGUCCCAUCGUGUCUGUCCACGUGGCACUUCUUGGUGUUCAUUGUCCUACAAUCAGUAUUCUUUUUCUACUACCUAAUACACAGGAAUCGAGGGGAAACCAAUUCAAAGAAAUAUUAUUGAGGACUCACAGCUGAUUUUUUUGGCAACGUAUAUUCUGAGGACAGUAUUUGUAAAUGAGGUUGAUCAAUAAUGGGGUUUUUUUUAAACCCAGCUUCUCUCCUGAAAGAUGAGCAUUAGUAACUACCAUCGCAGUAGAAAAUGAACAGAUUUCCUUCUGAUUGAGAAAGGGUUUCAAAGAGUAAUCCACUUAAAUAUACUGACUAGCAUUUGUAUUAACUUACCCUAGAAGGUCUUUUCUAUGGAUUUUUUUUUGUAUGUCAACUUAAAGAUUUAUAUCAAAUUUACUAAAGUAGUGGGCAUCACGGAUCUUUACAUUAAUUGAAGUGAAUAAUCCAAAUGUAAGUGUUAAUUUAUUUCAAGGCAGUCUUAUAUAAAUAUAUAUUUUAACAUCAUCGCAAUAAAUGGAAUUAAUGUCAAAUAAAAUGCAUUGCAAUCCUUGCUGGAGUGAAAG
Messenger RNA from Amblyraja radiata (thorny skate), 2021 nucleotides. RefSeq names its product protein ERGIC-53. NCBI's taxonomy places the organism in Eukaryota, Metazoa, Chordata, Chondrichthyes, Rajiformes, Rajidae. The record is from RefSeq and is a predicted model, not a curated record. Gene Ontology annotation, biological process: endoplasmic reticulum to Golgi vesicle-mediated transport. Gene Ontology annotation, cellular component: Golgi membrane; endoplasmic reticulum-Golgi intermediate compartment; endoplasmic reticulum membrane. The transcript has 13 exons. Gene Ontology annotation, molecular function: D-mannose binding. Bases 95 to 1570 code for a protein of 491 amino acids.